Ichthyophthirius multifiliis is the source of this 877-nucleotide messenger RNA. RefSeq lists its product as hypothetical. The record is from RefSeq and is a predicted model, not a curated record. Lineage: Eukaryota; Ciliophora; Oligohymenophorea; Hymenostomatida. The annotation marks the transcript as partial. The transcript has a single exon.
AAUUAAAAAAUAUAAAAAAAAAUAUAAUGUAUUAAAAACUAAUUCUUAUAAAUUUCUUUAUUUUUAGUGUUUUAUCUAAUUUUUUAAAAACUUAAGAUCGUUGCUCUUAAGGAUGCAUGUAAUGUAAUUAAUCUGGGGAAUGUUUAUAAUGUUAAGACAGUUACUAUUUAGAUUAAGAAAGUUAAUAAUGCUUAGAAAUCGCUACUAGAGUUCUAUAUAAUGUAAAAAGCUGUUCUGAAGAUGAAAGAUGUGCUUAAUGUUCUGAAGAUGGAUUAUGUUAAGAAUGUAAAGAUGGUUAUUAUGAUACUGAAAUAUAUAAAAUGAUCCUAAUCCAAAGAAAGAAUGUAAUAGCUGUUAAUAUGGAUACAAUGACUGUAUUUAAUGUGAUUCACAAAAAUGCAUAAAAUGUAUUGAAACUAUGAAUAUAUUGGCUAUAAAUAAUAAUGUAUGUAAACAAACAUAGAUCCAUCUUAAUAUAAAUGCGACGAGGGAUGUGAUAAAUGUAAUUUUGCAGGAAUGUGUAGUGAAUGCAAUGAUGGUUAUCAUAUAGAAAAAGUUGUAAAUACUUAAUAUGAUUAUACAUAUUCGAUAUGUAAAAAAACUUGCACUAAAGUUUAAUGUUGUCUAGAAUGUAAUGAUUAUACUAAUGUAUGCACAAAAUGUAUGAAGUAUCAUAAUCUUGAUGUAGAAAAAAAUUAAUGCAUAAUGAUAGAUUAAUAAUGAUAGAUUUUAUUUUAGACUUUAAGGAAAUUAAUAAUAAUUAUACAGUUGCAUUAAUAUAAAGAUUAAUUAAUAUUUCUAAAUAUUUAUAAAUACAAUUAAAAAAUAUAUAUUGGUUUUCAAUAUAUUUUAUUUUAUUAUAUCUUGAAAAUUAAUC